AUGGAAGCGAUCAGAAAUGAUUUCUAUGAGCAGUUCAGUCACGUGGCUAUUCGCUAUUCUAAACAGCCCUGUUUGAUUACUGAAAAUGGAGAUGAAAUUUCUUAUAAAGUAUUGUCCAGUAGGGUUAACUCGUUGUAUGCUUCAAUGUGUCGACGAGGCGUAAGGCCAGGUCAAUAUAUAGGCAUCUAUCUGGAGCGUGGAACGAAUGUGUUUGUUAGUAUCCUAGCUUCACUUGCCUGUCGAACUCCGUUUCUUCUUCUGGAACAUUCGAUUCCUUCGCGUCGUUUAAAAGCGAUUCUCGACGAUGCCAAGCCAAUAGUUAUGAUAACUGAAGAGUUACUUGAAUGCAAUUUGCAAAAAUUUAUCGAGCCAGACAGAAUUUUUCGACCGAACAAUGAGUGCUACGAGUCGGCACCAUUUACUCCAAAUCGACCUCCGUUUCAACCCAACGAUCCUCUAUAUAUUAUGUACACAUCGGGUUCGAGUGGAACACCGAAAGGUGUAAUAGUAUCUCAUCGAGCCAUCUGGAAUCGAUUCAAAUGGAUGUGGAAUGCAUAUCCAUGGACAGCAAAUGAUCGGCAAUUGUGGAAAACAUCAGUUACAUUUGUCGAUAGCAUCUGGGAGAUGUUGGGUGGUCUUUUGCAAGGAAUACCUACCGUAAUGGCGUCAAGUGCCGUGUCUAGUGAUCCAUUUUCUCUCUCCUAUUUGAUCGAUCGGCGGCAAGUUACUCGACUAACAGUAGUUCCUACUAUGCUAUCAUCGAUUCUAAAAGCUUUUCCUGAUAGUACUACGUGUAAAAAGCAGCUUCGGUCGCUCAAGUUAAUCAUUUUCAGUGGUGAAAAAUUAACAAAGAAUGCUUGUGCACUAUUUCGUACAUUCCUACCACAGGUCAUUCUACUUAAUUUGUAUGGCUCCACAGAGACAGGUAAUGAUGCCACGUAUCACGAAAUAACCGAUGCACUAAACUAUAGUCAAUUUGAAUCGAUCCCCAUCGGGAAACCCAUUGGUAAUGUUGAUUAUGCUCUUCUUAAUUCGCAAGGCCAAUUAUCAACAGAUGUUGGUGAACUUUUGAUCGCAGGUGAAUGUUUGUUUACGGCCUAUCUUAAUUUACCAGAAUUGACAGCAUCGAAACAUAUAUCAAUCGAUGGCAAGACUUAUUUUAGGACGGGUGAUUUAGUACGUCUUGAUCAAACAACCCAAAUGCUCAUCUUCUUGGCUCGAGUUGAUAGUCAAAUUAAAAUUCGUGGUUGUCGCGUUGAACUUGAAGAGAUUGAAACGGUGCUCAAUCAACAUCCGGCCGUAACUGCUAGUGGAUGUUUCGUCGCUAAAAUUGACAAAGAGCAACUCGUUGCUUUUUAUACUAGCAACAAGUUAGUUGAACAUGAUGAACUUGUUGAUUGGUUGAGCUCAAGUUUGCCAUCUUAUGCAUUGCCAAAAAGUUAUAUUCGUGUCGAUACAAUUCCAUACACAACCACGAGUAAGCUUGAUAGAGCUCAACUGUCUGUACUCUAUGCAAGAUAUCAGUCUGAAGUUAACGGUGAAGCAUUCAAUAGCACCGAUGAUAUUCAAUCUUUAGUCUUUCCUAUGUGGUGCAAAAUAUUGGACGUUGCUAAUGCCACCGAUGCAAGAACUAGAACAUUUACACAACUCGGUGGUCAUUCACUGUUGGCAAUUCAGAUCCAACGUGAGCUCUACUCUCAUUAUCAUGUGCACAUACCGAUCCGGCACUUUUUUGCAAAUCUUACUCUGCUUGGUUUAUGCAAACUGGUAGAUGAGCAAAGUGCCAUUGGAAAUAUGUUUCCCUGUCAAUCCGCACCCGCAAGUACAUUACGUGAGACUGAAUUCCCUACAGUGGUACCACUCAGUGUCGGUCAACAAGGCAUUUGGAUCGAUGAUGAAAUGUCUAAUGACAUAAAAGCAAAAUAUAAUAUUGAAGCCACAUAUAAAAUUGUAGAUCAACGUAUCACAACGGCAUUCGUGCUUGAAGCCGUUCGACUACUGGUUGAACGGCAUCACUCUUUGCGUACUGUCUUCGAGCGCGACCAUCAAGGCAAUAUUGUUCAAGCAGUUAAGCCAUUAGUGAUGAACACUGUCAACGGUACACCAAUUCUAAUCGUGCGUGCUUUUUCAGCCGAGCAGCCUAUUGAACUAGAAUUGACUCAAUUUCUCUGUCAAAAGUUUCAAUUAGAGCAGUCAAAACCUUGCUUUUUGUGUUACUUAAUCACCAUUGAUGAUCGACCACACGUUCUGAGUAUGAUCUUUCAUCAUAUUAUCGUUGACGGCUGGUCUAUUGGUGUGAUUAUUCAUGAGCUUAACCAAAUUUUGCAAGCUCUUAUCGAUAAAAUCGCUCCAAAUCUAUUCCUACCACCAAUACAGUGGCAGUUUCAUCAAUAUUUGAUACAACUCAACACAGCGAUGUGGGAAAAGGAUGUUGCUUAUUGGAAAGAAAUACUGAGCAAUGGAACUGCUAAUUAUGCCAUUCUUCCACUUGAUCGUCAAUCAGGAUCAGAUAUCGACGGAUCGACUUACUUCUGUGAAAUUUCCCCUAAGUUUGCCUCUCAACUUCAUCUCAUAUGCCAAACCAUGGAUGUCACACCAUUUAUGGUAUUAUUGAGCACUUUCAGUGCAUUAAUUGCUCGCUAUACUGGCAAUUGGGAGGAUAUUAUCGUUGCUACACCAGUUUUCAACCGUUAUUUUGAAGAGAUUGAACACACAGUAGGUCUCUUCGUCAAUACAUUACUCAUGCGAUUUGACCUAAGUGCUGAUCCAACAUUUCAUGAGCUAGUCGAUUAUGCCAAGAAAACAGUACUAGAAGCAUUUGAACAUCAACAAGCACCCUUCGCCUAUGUCACAUCACAACUUGAACAACUUGAGCGUGAUUCACACGCGUCGAGACUGUUCCAAGUGAUCUUCGCCUAUCAAAAUGUCGGAGAAAAAGUCAAUUCCAGCCUAAUGAGUAAGAUGCGUGUAAUAGAUCCAACUGCCAAAUGUGAUUUAGAAGUCCAUGUGUGGGAAGACGAUCAAGGGGGAUUGUCUUUACAAACUCAGUAUCGGACGAAUCUAUUUAAAGCAUCGACCAUAGAGCGACUCAUUUGUCAUUGGCUGCAACUCUGCGAAGCUGCCUUUGCCAGUUUAGAUACUCGUAUGAGCCACUGGCCCAUGAUGACCGAUGACGAACAAACACGUCUCAUCAACGAGUUUUCCUACCCAUCGGUUAGCGAUAGUCAUCAGCCGCUAGAAAAAACACUGUGCCAAUUGUUUUGUGAACAAGCAAAUGCUUGUCCAGAAGCGAUUGCAAUCGAACAUAAUGGUCAAAUAAUAUCAUAUGCUCAACUCUGGAAAAACAGUAUUCAAGCUGCCUCUACAAUAACACGACGCUUACUGGCAGCAAACCGUGGUGAUGAGAAGCUAUGUAUCGCCAUAAUGGCUUACCGUUCUAUUAAGGUAGUGCAGACCAUGUGGUCUGUUCUACUUGCCGGUCACUAUUAUAUCAAUAUUGAUCCAGAUCUGCCAUUCGAACGCAAAGCAUGGAUCCUACGGGAGACCCAUGCUUUUAUGUUAGUGACCGAUCUUGUUGAUACCAUUGAUGAGGACAGGUUCAAAUAUGCAAUACCGAUAAUAACUCAUACAUCACUGUUAAAUACAGAUGUGGCAUAUGACAUUGAUUCAGUACAGAAUGCAGAAGCCAAGGUACUCAUGGCACCGAAUGAUCUCGCCUAUAUAAUUUUCACGUCCGGUUCGACAGGCAUACCAAAAGGUGUAUGUGCGACGCACAAGAACAUCAUAUGUCGUACGGUGGGUGUUGGCUGCCAUUCAAUAAAGCCUGGCUAUCGUGUAGGUCAAGUGUGUUCUUUAAGCUUUGAUGUAUCUACGUUUGAAAUAUUUGCUACCCUUUUGAAUGGAGGUACUCUUGUGAUUGUCGACUGCACAGCGAUUGCAUCGUGUUCAGCACUGGAAGAGCUUCACCUUGAUAUGCUCAAUCCACCAACAGCCGUUUUCAAUAUACUUUCAAAGCAAGCCGAAAGCUCUACUUUUUUCCCCACACUAAACUCGGUUAUUUUCGCUGGUGAGAAAGCCAACCUCAAAUGUGUACAAGCAGUCAGUCUGCAUCCACCAUUGACACUAAUGAAUGGCUAUGGACCGACUGAGACUACACAUAACGCGCUCUGUUACACUGUUACGUCUGAUGUUUCGCAAAAGUACUUCAUUCCCAUUGGUCGACCAUUGCCUAAUACACAAGUGUACGUGGUCGAUAAUUAUCUCCAGCUGGUACCGAUCGGAGUGCCCGGCGAAUUACUAAUAGGUGGCGCGGGUGUUAGUGCUGGAUACUUCAACGAUGCUGCCUUAACAAUGAAAAAAUUUGUACCUAAUCCAUUUGUAUCAAAAAAUAUUAAUGAAGAGUGCGAGCUCAUAUAUCGAACAGGCGAUACAGUACGUAUGCUAGAGGAUGGUAAUGUCGAGUUCCUUUAUCGAAAGGACAAUCAAGUCAAGAUACGCUCUCAGCGAAUCGAAAUAGGCGAAAUUGAGACUCGCCUAUUGGAAAUAAAAGCGCUAAGUGAAGCUGUCGUUAUUUUGCGCAAUGAUAUUCUGGAUGACGCUACUGAUGAUUCUCAACAUAUAGUAGCUUAUGUUGUUCCAAGGGAAGGAUUUCACAUUACCGAAGAUGCCAUUCGUUUUCAUCUGGCUCAAUGGUUACCACAUCACAUGAUCCCAUCAUUUAUUGUCAUUCUCGAAAAAAUGCCAAUAAAUUCGAUUGGAAAAAUAAAUCGAAAAUUGUUGCCCAAGCCGACGAUAGACAAGCGCGUGAGUACCACCGUAUUCAACAUAUUGACGAGUGUACUUAAGCAGCCGGAAUUUCCUCGGACGGCGAAUUUCAUUCAACUGGGGGGUCAUUCUUUGUUAGCGAUGGAAGUUGUUGCCCGCAUUCAUCGUGCAUUCAACAUUAUAACAUCCGUUCGCCAACUAUUUCAGUGCAUGACUCUAGAAGAUUAUGCUAAUCAAAUUGAACAAACAGUCGCGUCGCAAGAAUUAUCCAUUAUAUCGACAAUGGCAACAUCGACUGAUGAAUUUUCUACGGCACGUCAACAGCUUCCACUGUUGCCAGCCCAACGGCAAUUUUGGUUCUUGUGGAAAAUGAAACCGAAUAACCCGUGCUACAAUGUGCCUGUAGCGCUUGAUAUCAAUGGAGAUUAUGACCAGACUGUACUUUUCUCUGCUUUGUACAAACUUAUGACCCGACACGAGUUAUUACGUACGGUAUAUAAAGAGGACGGCGGUGGAUCUGUUUGGCAACAUAUUCUAGCCCAAUGGAUGGUACCACUAAUAGAAGUCAACCUUAAUGAUUUGAGCCAACUGACCGAAAGAUUACAGUUCUAUGCUAGUCAGCCAUUUGACCUCAACAAGGGGCCCGUAUGCCGAUUUGUCAUUAUCCAUAUACAUGAUAUACCUAAUCAUCAUGUACUUUUAGUCAAUUUUCAUCAUAUUCUAUGUGAUGGCUAUUCAAUCGAAUAUUUUCUUGAUGAACUUGCUAGAUUCUAUGAUACAGAAAACAAUGAUAAAGCAUCACGUCAAUCGGUCAGUUCUCUUAUUCACUUCAUUUCCAAUCAGUCGAAAAACAAUAACAAAGAUAAACUUACAGCCAUAGGUAACAUUCCACAGCUUGACCAAAUAUUACUCCUAUUGACUGAUCUCUUUUGUUAUGUUUUUGUAGCUACAAUGGUUGAACGCAUAAAAGGUCAUCAAAGACUACCACUAACAAGUGAUAUGACCAUUGAUAAGUCUAAAAAUUCAGUCGAACUGAACCAUCCAGCUUACAUAUCAUAUGUCGACGUAAUUCCAAUAUUAGCCGAUAAGCUUCGAACACUAUCGAAAACCUUUGGCUGCACAUUAUUCACUCUACUUCUCGCUCUCUAUAAGUGUGUCUUGAGUGUGUUUAGCAACGAUCACUUAGAUAUUCUAGUAGGUAGCGUACUAUCGACGAGAACAAGUCAAGAUAAUUCGAAAGAUCUGUUUGCACCGUUGAUAAACACUCUGGCACUGCGCACGAUUCUGCCUGAAGAUGAUCAUGCUUCGAUGACUGAUAUUGUAGAACGUGUCAAAGAAACUGUAUUGAUCGCAAUAGAAAACCAAGCUUGUUCAUUUACCGAUAUUAUCAGUCAUUUACGCUCAAUCAAUGAAUUAAGAGGCGAGCAAAAGCAGCCGUUUUUACCACUAUUUAGAGUCCUCUUCGAAAUGAACUUCUACAAUCUUUUGGAUUGGCACUAUGACUUCAAAAAUGGUAGCAGAUGGGUCAUCAAUGCACAGUCCGAUUCCUUAUUACCAUUCACAAAGUCUGACAUUGAUAUGCAUGCGUCAGAAAAAGGUCAAGGUUCACCAAUUGACAUAUCAUUCCGUGCAAAUACUCGCCUUCUAUCAACAAAGAGCAUUGAAAAACUAGCGCAAUGUUAUGCAGGAGCAAUCGAGCUAGUCAUUCGGGAACCUAAUUGUACAAAAAGUUAUCUCUGGUCUGAACUACAUAUGAUUCGUUCGGGUUUAACAAUUCAUGAAUGCUUCAUUGAUCAAGUUCAACGGAAUCCAAGCCAAAUAGCUAUCAUUCAGGGAGACUUACGAUGGUCAUAUGAACAACUUCAUCGUCAGGCGAUGUUAGUAGCAAUCUCCCUUCAAACGACAUACUUCCUCCAUCCGGGUGCUCUUGUUGGCUUAUGCAUGCGUCGCUCGGCAGAUCUCGUUGCGUCGAUGUUUGGCGUGCUCACAGCAGGUGCCACAUACGUCUAUCUGGAUCCAGCACUACCUGUACAUCGCAUUCUGAAAAUGAUUGAGCUUGCAUCAUGUAAAUUGGUUCUAUGUGAUGUAGAUGGAUAUCAAGUUCUAAACAGUAGUAAUAACAACAUUACCGAAUGUUCUCUCAUCAAUACACUUGAUCAGGUGAAAUUAGACAACAAAAUGUUGCAUGCAUGUGUGAAAGUAAAACCGACCGAUGUUUGCUACGUAAUUUUCACGUCGGGUACGACAGGUGAACCAAAAGGCAUUCGAAUUCAGCAUCAAGCUGUCGUUCGACGUACGCAUAUGCAUGACUAUUUGCGCAUUACACCUUCCAGUCGAGUAGCACACGUCAGUUCCUGUAGUUUUGAUGGCUAUAUUCUCGAGCUAUACGCAGCACUUCUUAAUGGUGCAAGUGUUGUAGUAUAUGAUCAUACUUAUACAGUGGAACCCAAACUCCUUGGUGAUCUAUUCAGAAUUGAUAAAAUUACCCAUGCAUAUCUUCCAACUCCAAUAUUUAAUAUGAUGGCUGAAUAUGUACCGAGCGCAUUCUCUGGCAUGAUUAGUGUUAUGUCAGCUGGCGAUCGAGCAAACGCGAAACUUAUGCGUCAAGUACUUCUACAGAGUCGACCACCACCUCAACAGUUGGUCAAUGCCUAUGGUCCCACAGAAACCACAUGCAUUUCAACUUGGUACUAUGUCACAUUGCCGGCAUUAAACAAUAUAAUUGCACAUGGACUAUCUGUUCCCAUUGGUACCGCUUUACCGGAUACUCCAAUAUACAUUGUUCGAUCAAAUACACUCGAGCUUGUCGACGAAGGUGAGCUCUUGAUCGGUGGCUUUGGCGUCAGCCAUGGCUAUUUAAGCUUACCGGAACAGACGGCUGCAAAAUUUAUUGCUACGAAUCCUUUCUCGACUACGGAUCAACGUCCUCUCUAUCGAUCGGGCGAUUCCGUUCGCCGUUUGUCUGAUGGUAAUUUAGUUUUUAUUGGUCGAUACGACAAUCAAGUGAAAAUUGAAGGUUGUCGCAUAGAGUUAGCUGAGAUUGAAAGUAAUAUCAAGAAUCAUCCGGAUGUACUCGAUGCCGUGGUUAUUGUACGCAGUGAUAUAGUUAAGGAUGCCCAAACCAUCGUGGCUUAUGUCAAACCAGAGAUUGUAUCACCAACCGCUAUCAAACAUUAUCUUAGUAAAAACUUGCCGAAGUAUAUGAUUCCUACGUUUGUCAUACCAAUUGCUACUCUGCCUCUUGUUGGCGGAAAAAUCGAUCGAAAUAAUUUACCGAAACCGAAUAUGAGCGCUGACGUUGAUAAAGACAACAAUAUGAUCAUUUCAACGAAAAAAACUUCGUACAACAAAAUAGAAGAUGUCUGGCACCAUAUUCUUGGACACGACCGAAUUUUCAAGCCUCAAGAUGACUUUUUUCAAUCGGGUGGUACAUCUUUUAGUGUCGUUCAGCUACAUGCCAUGCUCGAAGUCUUAUUUGAUAUCAAGCUUGAUAUUAUAAAGUUGUUCGAGUACACGACAAUCGAAAGUCAACUUCAAUGGAUUGUUCCAUCCAAAACAAUAGAUCAAUAUGAAAACAUCCAAGUUCCAAUGAAUACAAUAUCCCCUUCCAUUCGUGUUCAACAUCAGUGUUUUACGAAUGAAGAUAAAGAAUGCAUUGCAGUCAUCGGAAUGUCGGCUCGAUACGGAACAGUAGAAACAAUUGAAGAUCUAUGGACGAUUCUUUGUAAUGGAUCUGAUCUAUGUACACACGUCUCGCAUAAUGAAUUGCGUCAACAAGAACAUAUGGCUGAGAUGCUCAAGCUCAAUCCUAAUUAUGUGCAGGCACGAUGCGUGAUGCCGAAUGCCAAUUGUUUUGAUCAUAUAUUUUUCGAUAUGACCAAACGCGAUGCUGACAUCACGGAUCCACAACAUAGGAUAAUGCUUGAGACUGCCUAUGAAGCACUGGAGGAUGCAGGACUUGUGCCACAAAAUUUUUCUGGUACGAUUGGCAUCUUUGGCUCUACGUUCCGAAAUACGUACGCUGAAACUUGCGGCUUAUUCAAACCGUAUACAAUAGAUAGUGAUUCCUCGUUAUCAGUUAAAAGUACGACUCUUGAUCCAGCUUCGAUUUUGCGCGUCGAGAUUGGUAAUAUGGCAGAGGGUGCACCAACAUUCGUUGCUUACAAACUUGGUCUAACAGGACCAGCAAUGGCAGUGCAAACAGCAUGCUCCUCGUCUGGUACUGCCUUACAUGUCGCAUUGCGUAGCAUUGAAACAGGCGACUGUGAUGUGGCUCUCGUGGCUGGCGUGUGUAUCGACUAUCCUCUUGAGGCCGGCUACAACUAUCAGCCAGGUAUGAUCAUGUCCAAGACAGGCUAUUGUCGUGCAUUCGAUGCAAGAGCCGAUGGUGCUGUGAGCGGUGAUGGUGCCGGUGUAAUUGUCUUAAUGAAAUUACAAGAAGCAAUUCUUCUCGGUUAUUCGAUACGCGCAUUGAUUAUUGGACAUGCUAUUAACAACGAUGGGUACAAAAAGAGUUCGUUCUCCAUCACUAAUCCAGAUAUGCAAGCUGCAUGCAUGAAAAAAGCGCUUAAAAUGGCCCAAAUCGAAAGACCGACUUAUGAGAUAGGUUUUGUUGAAGCACACGGACCUGGUAUCCCUCUCGGUGAUCUACUCGAAGUUCAAGCACUUACAAAAGCAUACGAUAACAAUAGCACAUCGGCAUCAAAAAUCUAUCUUGGUUCAAUUAAAACCAACGUGGGACAUACUGGUCAUGCUGGAACACUUGCUAGUUUGAUCAAAACUAUUCUCAUUCUUGAAAGUGGCAAGAUUCCACCAACUGUAUAUUUCCAACAAUUUAGUCCGCUCAUUGCUCAGUUGAACCACCCAUUUAUAGUAAAUUCGACAUGUGUGAAUUGGCCGCAAUCACCACGUCGAGCUGCUGUCAAUACCCUAGGACAGGGAGGGACCAAUUCCCAUUUUAUUCUUGAACAGUUUGUGCCAAAAACAAAGAAUGAACUUAGUCAUAUGCCUAGUCAACAGAUUUUUGUAUUCAGUGCCAAAGAUUCGGAUGCACUGAAUCAAGUCAAACAUCGACUCGCAGCUCAUCUGUCAAAAUUCAAUUCGACUCAACGUGAUCGUAUCGCAUAUGCAUUGGCUUUUGGUCGUAUGACUUAUAAUGUACGUGGCUUUAUUGUGGCGUCGUCGAUUGAACAACUGAAACAGAAACUUAUUGUGCCACAGCACGAUGUGAGACAGUAUGAUACACCAAUCAAUAUUGUGUUUCUUCUGCCAGGACAAGGUACCCAAUUUUUUGGCAUGGCCUAUGAUCUCUAUACAAAUUAUCCCAUAUGCGCAAAGAUCAUCGACCAAUGUUGCAAUUUCAUUCAAAAUUCUGCCAUUCGACAAAUGGUGAUUGAUAGUCUGUUGAAAACAAAAGAAGUUUCAUCCCUGUCUAACUCAUCCAUUCAAUACUACGCGCAACUGUCUGUAUUCAUCGUCGAAUAUGCUCUAGCAAGUUUGUUUAUUGCAUUGAACGUAAAACCAAACUUUUUCAUUGGUCACAGCACUGGCGAAUUAGUGGCGGCUUGUCUUGCACAAGUGUUUACACUUGAGCAAGCCAUUUGUUUCCUCGAAUAUCGUUGGGAGGUAACGGUAAACAUACCAUCGUCACAUGGCUCAAUGCUUGCUGUACACAUUGAUGAGGAUGUUGAACUACUACAACGAGAGUUUGAUGUUGAAAUCUCCGCUAUUAAUAGCAAGAAUCAGUAUGUUUUUUCGGGUACGCAUAGCAACAUAAAGCGUAUGGAAGAGCAACUUCGUUUACAAUAUCCUACAAAUAAGAUGAAGAAUCUUCAGAUAGCCAGUGCUUUCCAUUCGUCAUUCAUGAAUUCUGCAUGUGAGAAACUGGAAAAAUGGAUGACCUGCCUUGUAUUAAAGGAACCCUCGUUUCCUAUUGUUUCAACUGUGACUGGUAUGUUGACUAAAGUUGGUGAGAUGACGAGCAUCGACUAUUGGAUCUCCCAUCUGAAAAAGCCCGUUUUGUUUGGUCCUGCUGUUGAGAAUCUACUGAUGAAUUCGGAUAAACCACUAUUGUUCGUUCAGGUUGGACCGGGUAAAAACUUGCUGUCACUUGUACAAAACAUCGAUUCGAAUUCAAAGAUUGCACCACCUACUUUGCUCGAAAAUGAAGGUGGCGGUUCGGUUCUCAAUUGCGUCGGUACGUUAUGGUCCCAUGGGGCAACCAAAGAUAUUCAUUGGACGGCUCUUUUUCAUUCUUCUCAUAUGCAUCAUAUUUCUCUGCCAAAAUAUCCAUUCAAGCGAGUCGUUUGCUUCGCAGAUACACAUCAGAUAACGACUCACAAGAAUUGGUUUUCACAAAGCAGAUCGUCAUGCAUGUCUCGCGCACUUGGUUACACUACAACUUCAUCUCUGAAAGCAUCCAUUUCAUCGAAAUCGAUCUCUAGUAGAGCACCAUGGACAGUUCGAAAGUUAAAAAAUAACACUGAGUGCAGCUCCACUAUCAAAUUAAUUCAAUUCGAUUCGAAUACAAACUUUGAUUCAGAAGUCGCGAUCGAUGUUUGUAGUCUUCGACUCGGGUUCUCUACAUCGAUUUUUACUCGAGCAUUAUACUUCGAUGCGAUUCAAGACAAGAUGAUCAAGCCUGAAACUCUUUUGAUUGACCUGUUCCCUGAAAGUUUAUUGAACGAUUUACCUGAUCAUGUAACUCGUUUAACACUACAACAGCUGGCUGAUGGAUCAAGUGGCCUUGUGCUAUCAUCGUGUGAAUCAGUGCAAGAUUUGCUGAAUUCACUAGUUUCUUCCACUACGAGUCAUAAGUCAACGAACGACAACUCGGACAUAAUUGGCAUGUCACUUUUAGGACAUAGUCUGGCUGCCAUUAAUGAAAUGUCAUAUAGCGAUUUGGUGCAUGAAAAAUUUAUACGACCCUUACUCAUGUGCAGUACGAGUAUUUCCGGUAAUGAAGCUUAUGCACCUGCUCUGGGUUUGCAAAGCACGACUAAGGAUAUGGGGCGCCUGUUAAUGGCAGCUUAUGGAACAAGUACGAAUACCGAUGCAUCUAUUCGAAAAUCAAUACAAAAAGCAUUCGAGAAUUAUUCUGUAUCUCUUACUGGUACUGAACAGCUCGUUCCUGUACUCCACAUGAACACCAAUCAAGCGCUUCUUAUAAUUUCAAUUGACCAUGUGAAGAAGUCUAUGCUCGAAUCUAUUGUAGAGAAAACGUUUGGAGUAGUAUCACCAACCAAUAUCAGUCAUAAAGAUGUAUCAGACUACACGAAUAUAAUUAUAGAGUGCCUACGACAUUUGAUGGGAAACAGUACGAGCAUGUUUUCUGUUACUACACCUUUCGAUCAACUUGGUGUUGAUUCACUUCAAGCCAUCACUUUGGUGGAUGUACUAUCUCGCCAGUUAGAAAAUGAACUUCCAGUAGACAUUAUUUAUAAAUAUUCAACGAUUGAGACACUCUCUCACGAACUACAAGAACGGGCGAAAUUAGCUAAUUCUACAUCGAUUGCAUCACCAGGUAAUUAUAUUCUCGAUAUUUGCACUGGUAUGCCCAAAGUGUAUCACUCAGUAAAUGAUCGUUCACUUUCUGCCCUACUUCAAUUUAUCACACACAAGAAGUCACAACUGUUGAACGAAUUGACCGAAUAUGGUGCUCUUCUUUUCCGCCAUUUUGAUGUAAUUACAGCCAACCAUUUCGCUCAGGUCGCUCAAGCACUCGCAAUCACACAUAAAUCAUUUCUAGACUACAAGGACGGUAUCUCGAAACGUACUCAUGUUAUGAGCAACGUCUUCACAUCUACCGAAUAUCCAAAGCAUGUUGAGAUGGCUCUGCAUAACGAAAUGUCAUAUGCUACUGAGAUGCCUUCUCAAAUUUUUUUCUUUGCAGAAAUUCCACCGGCACCUGGUUGUGGUGGUGAAACUCCAAUUGGAGAUUCUCGAGAAAUAUACCGAUCUAUUGAUCGAAAAAUACGUAAUGCUUUUGCCAACCGAAAAAUUCUGUACGUGCAUAAUAUGCCCAAUCUCGGUCAAGGCUUAGGAAAAUCGUGGCAAGACACCUACCGAACAGAAUCAAGAAAGGAGGUGGAAGAGUUUCUUUGCAGCAGACAUAUCGAAUUUUCUUGGCAGCCUGAUGGGAGCCUUCGCACAAUACGUUCAAUGGAGGCUGUCAAAAGGCAUCCAUUGACGGGCGACUGGCUUUGGUGCAAUCAUGCUCAUCUGUUUCAUCCGAGCGAUUUACAGCCUGAGCUUCGGCGUACACUCGAGUCACGACUCACACCUGUGAACAUGCCUAAAAACUGUUUUUUUGCUGACAACGGAGAAGUUAUACCGGAUAACUACUUAACACAUGUGAGACAUGUAUUACAAGCUCAUCAAACGAAAUGGUCUUGGGAGCGGGGUGACGUACUUUUAUUGGAUAACUAUCGUGUUGCUCAUGGACGAGCGGCAUUCAGUGGCGAACGCCGUAUAUUAGUUGCGAUGUGCUAG
Messenger RNA from Rotaria socialis, 13254 nucleotides. The record is from the annotation of a GenBank genome assembly. Lineage: Eukaryota; Metazoa; Rotifera; Eurotatoria; Philodinida; Philodinidae.